UGAUGUUCAAGUUGGGCUUCAACUAGAGUUGGGCUGGGCUUCGGUUAUUGUGUCAUUCGUAUGGUUUAUUCUUCAAGCUAAGAACACAAGCCACAAACUGCUAAUCCUCAAUUGCAAGUACAAAGGAAGCUGUGGAAAGCAAGGGUUGGAGAAAGACCAUGAAGUUGGAGCUGUUGCUUGCAGCAAAGAAUCACACUUGGAAGCUAAAACACCAGUCAAGUGAUGGAAAUUGGAGGAAAAUGGGAGUACAAGAAGAAGCUCAUUAAGAAAGUUGUAAGGAGGAGUCUGCUACCCUUGGUCACUCGGCAUGCCUGGCCGAUGUGUCAAUCAGAUAUCAAGAAUGCUUGUUUUGAUUUGGGGGGCUAGUGACAAAGGAGACCAGCAUGAUGCUCGGGAUAAUACGGAAGAAAAUGAGGUGAGAAACCUGAGAAAACCAGUAGAGCUUGCUCAGUACUACCUAGAUGGGGCUGACGAGGGUCUUGAGGUACUACUCCAGCUUGGAAGUUUCUUCAGAAUAUAUCAGGUAUGGACUAUGGAGUCUAUGCUGUAGAGGAAUACUUGAGAACUAAAGUUAAGACGAGAAAGACCAACAUUGAAAAGAUAUCGAGAGUUUACCGUGUCAGCAUUGACCCUCGAAGAGUGUACCUUAGUAGUCCUACCGAUACAGAGUUCAAACCCUCAAAGCAGGUUGUGGUUGAGUUUCGUGAACUUGGCAAGGUGAUAUACCUUAUGAGAGCAGAAAUACCUCAGGUUAGACAAGGUUUGAUUAUGGGUCCUAGAAGAAAUGUGAUUGAGCAAGAAGAGGAGAUUGAAGUUGAUGGCAACCCUCAAAUUUCUGCAGAGGCAGUGGAUUUGCAACCGCAAGAGUUGGUGGUUGCAGGGGAGGAAAAAAAGCAUGCGAAGAAGGUCUUUGAGUGGCUUCAAGUGAUGGAUUUGAUAAGUAUGAGAUAUUGGGUAAACUUGUGUGCAGAUGAUCAUAGCUUGGUUAUCACAAGGCAAGGGGCAGAUGUAUUACUUGUGACUCUAUGUAAGAAUGGGUUGAUGUUUCUGAACACUAAUGUUGUCUUUGAGAUGAUAGAGUUGGUGAGAGGAAGGUGCAUGCAUGAAGGAACGUUUCUGGGCUUCCAAGAGAGGCAUAAGAUAUCUGAUGGAGAUUCCAAGCUAUGGAAUUUUUUCUGGAAGGAAGACAGAGGUGAAGCAUGUUAAUGAGAUUCCAAGCUAUGGAAU
This is a messenger RNA of Linum tenue, 1227 nucleotides long. The record is from the annotation of a GenBank genome assembly. Lineage: Eukaryota; Viridiplantae; Streptophyta; Magnoliopsida; Malpighiales; Linaceae.